This is a messenger RNA of Staurois parvus, 381 nucleotides long. NCBI's taxonomy places the organism in Eukaryota, Metazoa, Chordata, Amphibia, Anura, Ranidae. The record is from the annotation of a GenBank genome assembly.
AUACAGACUGCUUCUACAAACAUUUGUAAAAGAAUAGGUCGCUCUCAAGAGCUCAGUGAAUUCAAGUGUUGUACCAUGAUAGGUUGCAACCUGUGCAAUAAGUCCAUCCGUGAAAUUUCCUUGCUAUUAAGUAUUUCACAGUCAACUGUUAGUGGUAAUAUAACAAUGUGGAAGCAACUGGGAACAACAGCAACUCAGUCACGAAGUGGUAGGCCACAUAAAAUAACAGCACAUGCUGAGGCACACAGUGCGCAGAAGAAAUCGCCAACUGUCUGCAGAGUCAAUAGCUAAAGACCUCCAAACUUUUGAAGGUGUAAGCAUACCAGGACACUUUGGACAAUUUCAUGCUCCUUCCUGUUUCAAAAUGACUGCACACCAGUG